AUGCUUGAAACGCAGAUUGACAACUAUGACACGGUGGAGGAUGCGAUCAAAUUUAUGACGGCGGCCGAAUUUGCCGAGAAUCCCAUCGGGACGGAUUUCGAUGUGGAAGUGAUGGUCACGGCCAUUCAAAAUGGUUUGGAUGAGUCUGUUUUGAAAAAGCGCAAGGAAAUUGGUCGUCGAGGUAUGCCCGAUUUGGCGAAAUCAGACGAUUGA
Messenger RNA from Aspergillus caelatus, 213 nucleotides. RefSeq lists its product as uncharacterized. Lineage: Eukaryota; Fungi; Ascomycota; Eurotiomycetes; Eurotiales; Aspergillaceae. The transcript is spliced from 2 exons. Bases 1 to 213 code for a protein of 70 amino acids. The record is from RefSeq and is a predicted model, not a curated record.